Molecule: messenger RNA, 1531 nt
Organism: Vitrella brassicaformis
Lineage: Eukaryota; Vitrellaceae
Source: the annotation of a GenBank genome assembly
CGGUCAGCACGGAUGGGACCGCAAGGGCGCUCGCGCACGUACGUUCUACCUCACCGGCCGCUUCCGUCAACGAAGUCGACACAUAGGCCUGCAGCGUGGGUACAUGCACCUGCGGUCACACGGCGUACGGUCCCAUUAGUCAUCGUACCUCCAAUGCCUUGGGAACUCUCAUGAGACGCUCGGCAGGCGACUCAGCUGCAUCAGCAACGAAGGAGAAAAAGGCCCAGAGCCCGAAGAUGUCUGCCAGGGCUGCGGCGGCUCCGCCACGGACGGCCCGCUGUGCGUCAGGAGAGGUCAGGGUGGCAGCCAGUGUAUCUACGUGGGGGUAGAUGUGCUGUUGCAAAGCGGCCAGAGACGCUGUCCUCAGGGAGACAUUCGGCCUGCACCAACGGGUCGAGGUACAUCUUACGAUAUGCGCAGGGUCUCCGUCUUACGAUCUGUGUGUGUCACGGAGCUGAUGUGCAAGCGGACGAGUCGAUGGAUAACGUCAGCCGGACUUGUCUUCUUGUCCCCCAGCUCAAGCCUGCAGAAAGGAAUGAAUGAAGAAAGGAAUGAGGGACUACCUGCCUGAUUGUGUGCCGUUGCUUACACCAUGUCACGAAUUUCCUGUCUUUCGUGUGUCAUGAUGCGCACAGCCGUCGACAAGAGCGAAACCCACAGGAAGGUCGGCAUGGGAGCUGGUGGGAAUGCGAACCCGGCCUCGCGCGGCGCAUACAUGGCCCCGAUGAAGGUCAACGCACUCGCACCACUGUCGCUGUGCCCAUCCACGAUCCCGUUCACACUGGAGGCGGCCCGUUUCAGAAUCUCGGGGUGGUGCUGCACCAAGAAGUCCCAGUAGUCGGCCGCGUUGCCCUCCCUCCGGCCCCUGGCCAUGGUCCCUUGCAGCAGUGCAAAGGCGACGUUGGCAGUGACCUCUUCGUCCACCUCGCCCAGCACCUUGGCCAGCACGGCGGCGAGCGAGUUGAUGGAUGUCUGAGGCGAAUCGCCGAGAGAUGAGAUGGCCUCCAUGGUGAAGGGGAACACGCUGUGGGUGCAGAGAGGGUUGAGCACGAUUGAAGCCAUCUUCUGGCGUGUCUCGUGGGUCAUGUCGAUGAAGGCACGAUACACUCUCCCGAUCAGCCGCUUGUUGCGCAGCGCCCCGAACAGCUCACGCCGCACCUCUCCCUGCGCUGCAACCAGCCCGGCUGCAACUGACGCGGAGACCACUCUGAGGUCGCUGUCGAACACAUCCUCCGGCAGCUCCUCUGGCGAUGACAAGGCAGCGAUUGACGCAUCAAAGUCAUAAGAGCCCAUCUUCUCAGUCAUGGCUGAUCAGUCACCGCUGGCUGCUAGAAGGCGGCCCGGCACCACGUACAGUGGCCAAGUCGAGCACCCGACGCCCAUGCUGCAACGAUCGGCAGUACAGUCCCAUGCACCGACAUGGACAGAUGGAUGGGAUGGAUGUGUUUUUUGCUUCUCUCACCUUCCAGGCUGCUGAGGUAUGUGCAAUGCAGCCCUCUGCAUAUCAGCGUAAGAGAGGCGCAACACCCAC